Molecule: messenger RNA, 413 nt
Organism: Cyanistes caeruleus (blue tit)
Lineage: Eukaryota; Metazoa; Chordata; Aves; Passeriformes; Paridae
Source: RefSeq, a predicted model, not a curated record
UUGGGGGUGAAAUGAUCGGCUCCGCCCUGGGGUCCCCCCAAAACCUGGGCUACGGCCCCGGCAGCAGCCCCCAGAUGAACUCGACGGUGCCGCUGGCGCUGGGGGGCGGCUCCGAGGACGUGAAGCCCCCGCUGGGAAUUCGGGGUCCCCCCAUUCCCAACAAUCCCAACAUUCCCAAUAAUCCCAACGUUCCCAACGUUCCCAAUAUUCCCAAUAUUCCCAAUAUUCCCACCAAUCCCUGCGCCCCCCACGGCCCCGGGAAGCGCCUGUGCGCCAUCUGCGGGGAUCGCUCCUCCGGUGAGCGGCGGGAAAAGGGCGGGAAAAGGGCGGGAAAACGGCGGGGGAACGGCGGGGAAAUGGCGGGAAACAGCGGGGAAACGGCGGGGAAAUGGCGGGAAAACGAUGGGGAAACG